This is a messenger RNA of Bradysia coprophila, 393 nucleotides long. It is a transcript of the gene Polr2K, whose product is annotated as DNA-directed RNA polymerases I, II, and III subunit Rpb12. The record is from RefSeq and is a predicted model, not a curated record. Gene Ontology annotation, cellular component: RNA polymerase II, core complex; RNA polymerase III complex; RNA polymerase I complex. Gene Ontology annotation, molecular function: zinc ion binding; DNA binding. Gene Ontology annotation, biological process: DNA-templated transcription. NCBI's taxonomy places the organism in Eukaryota, Metazoa, Arthropoda, Insecta, Diptera, Sciaridae.
AACUGUCAAUAGUUUACAGUAUAGGAUCAGUGUGUUUCAGCACAUUCCGUAAUUUGUGUUUUUGGACGCUUAUCGCAUUACACUUUUAAACUUUUCUCCUUAUUAGAAUUAACAUUUUUUAAUCAAACAUGUCUGAGCCUUCAGGCAGCAAAGAUUCUACAUACAAAGCAGCAAUGGUCUAUGUGUGCGGAGAAUGCCAUCACGAAAAUGAGAUGCGACCCAGAGAUCCGAUUCGUUGCCGUGAAUGCGGCUACCGCAUAAUGUACAAAAAGAGGACAAAGCGAUUGGUUGUUUUCGAUGCGCGCUAAUAAUGUGUUUUGCAGUAACUUUAAAGAAAAUUAUUUGUAUACUUGGCCAAUAGUUAAUAAAACAUUCAUUCAGUCACACCGAAAA